AUGAGCGGAACUGUACUGGUCGAUAUACCCCAAGAAGUCAAGGACUCCCUUCGUAAAUUUCGCUUCAAGCGCCGGAGCCAGGGAAGCGCUGCGAUCGUCAUCAAGAUCAACAAAGCCAAGCUGGUCAUGGAAGAGGUUGAACAAUUCGACGACGUAACCAUCGAAGAAUUGGCUGAAGAAUUACCAGAGAACUCACCACGCUAUGUGGUAUUGUCCUAUGAACUGAAGCACAAGGAUGGCCGAACAUCCUUCCCGCUGGUUCUGAUUAAUUGGUCCCCAUCAUCCAGCGAGACGGGCAUGCUGACUCUUCAUGCAAGCGCUCUUCUCAACUUCCAGAAUACAGCCGAUGUCAGUAAAGUUAUUGAGGUACGCGAUGGUCCUGAAGGGCUCACAAAGGAAGUUAUCGAUGCCAAAUUACUCGCAUAA
Molecule: messenger RNA, 426 nt
Organism: Psilocybe cubensis
Lineage: Eukaryota; Fungi; Basidiomycota; Agaricomycetes; Agaricales; Agrocybaceae
Exons: 4
Coding region: 1-426 (141 amino acids)
Biological process (GO): negative regulation of Arp2/3 complex-mediated actin nucleation; actin filament debranching
Cellular component (GO): actin cortical patch
Molecular function (GO): actin binding; Arp2/3 complex binding
Source: RefSeq, a predicted model, not a curated record